GACAUAUUAUUUAUAUAAGUGUUGUUUAUUUAAAUUUUUAAAUAAACAAACAUUUAAAUAUUAUAAACUUAUUUAUUAUACAGAUAUAAAUAUUAAUUGAGGGACUUAAUUACAUUUCUUUAAAAAGAACACCUUUACAAGUGUGAAAAACAAAUUAUAUUAUACAUUAUAAUUAAUGGCUGGUUUACCCAAAUUGCCAGGACUAUCGUUCACUGAUCCAACGCAAACAAGAUUUCACCGUUGUGGCACAUUUGAUAUAAUAAAUGGUUAUAAGAUACCGAAAUCGCACUUUUCAGCACCAGGUGGUAAACAGGUUGAAUCGAAAUCCGUCCAAUAUGUAAAAAGAAAUGAAAACGUGAGCUUUGACCCUUCCACAACUUAUGGCCGCAGCAAAUCUAAAACUCUACCUCAAUUUAUACCAAAUUAUGCAAUGUACGAUAAAAAAUGCCUUACUUUCAAAGCAUUCUUCAAACAAUCUGUUGUUGAGUCCCCUUUGGAGCACUACAGAGUGCGUAUAGUGAACAUCAUUUACUUCCUGGAGGAUGACACCAUUGUUGUCAUGGAGCCAAGGAUUAUAAACAGUGGUUUGGAGCAGGGUAAACUGAUCAGAAGACACAAGAUACCAAAAUAUGAAAGCGGGGAGUUUUAUACGUGGAAGGAUCUCACCAUCGGUAAAGAUUUGUGCUUUUAUGGGACCGUCUAUCACACAGUGGACUGCGAUUUGUUCACCAGGGAAUAUAUGGCUAGCCAAGGUUUAAUAAUGGGAGAAGCUGAGUCUGUGCCAGAAGAUCCGUACACGAGAAACAGGUUGAUAAGGGAGACAAUACCCUUUACCAAAACCCCUUGUGCUGACGACAAACUAAGAAGGUUUUUGGAAUAUGACGGAAAAGUUUUGAGAUUUAAAGCAGUAUGGGAUGACAGGGACAGUGAGUACGGAGAGUUAAGGAAGUACGAGGUGUUUUACUUCUUGGCGGAUGACGGAAUAUCCGUAAAAGAAAUCCACGAAAAAAAUGACGGCAGGGACCCCUUUCCCUUGUUGUUACGAAAAACUAAAUUGCCAAAAAUAUACACCGACCGUCCCGUUUCCUUCCCCUCAAUCUACUACGAAACAUCUGACGCCGAAACCACCGCCUAUUACAAUCCCCAAGACUUAAUGGUCGGCGAGACAAUCUUUAUAUUGGGCAGAAAGUUCUUGCUGUACGAUUGCGACCAGUUUACACGUAACUAUUACAAGCAGGUGUUCCAAAAGGAGCAACACGAGGCGAUAGACAUCGUUGAGAAGCCCAAGAAACAACCACCAGAGAGAAUGAUGCCGCCGCACGACGGGUACGGAUCGCUUGAAGAUUCGUUGCAAAAUACCCUCAGUUUUAUGCCUAAGAGACCCAAGAAAGACGUCAUAAGACAAAUACUAAACGCCAACAAGUAUUUGAGAUACACUAUGAAGAUGGAUACGGUUCAUCCGGAGGACAGUUUCCGGGAGUUCAUCCUCUCGUACUCGUUGGCGGACAGCACUUGCAAGAUAUACGAGCCAAGAGUAAAGAACUCGGGCUUCCAAGGAGGCCAAUACCUCUCCAACCAUCUGCUGAUCAAGCCCGGCAGUAACCCGGUGAAUCCGGACUAUUACAACCCCGCCGAUUUUUACAUAGGAGCUGCCAUCACCGUUUUCCACCAGCCCUUUAUUAUAACCGGAGCGGACCUUUACGUUUACAGGUACAUGCUGGAGAACCAGGCCAAGUUCCCCUGCGAGGUGAUCGACAACAUCAGGAAUUACAUGUACAACAAAGGUUACCUGAAGGAAGACGUCGACGACCAGUUCAACGAGAACAUGGAGGCGGCGAAGAUCGACUUCGACAAGCAACUAGUAACGGAGGAGGACAUCAAGAAGAGCGAAUUCGAGAAAUGUCUGAUUGCUACUAAGGCGGGAGGUGGAGUCGACCCACAAGAGGAGCAGAUGAAACGUGACAGGCUCUUACAAGAGUACGAAGAAUCGUUGCGCAAAGACCGGGAAAUUCCGCCUUAUGGAAUCAAGCCCAUCACCACCACUUGUCCAAUACCGGUGGUCAUUGGAGAUGCGGUCAAAAGCAGCGUGUGUCCAGAGGACGAAAGUAACACCGCUCAAUAUACGCCGAAGCACAUCGACACGCCGGUCGAAAAGGUUGAGAAGUACUACGCAAAUAUUCUCAAGAAGGAGCACAAAAUAUGCAACGAGGGCACGGCGCCACCGUGUUUCCCGGCGCCCGAUUUGCACAGGGAUGUAUGCAAGCAAGUCGAGGACAAAACCAUGCCGUUGAUGGUUCAGCCUCCGGAAUUGCCUCCCGGAGCUUGCAACGUUAAAACCGUCCGGUUCGCCGAUCAAACUGACCGAUGCGACAAGAAGAAAUACGAUUUGUGCGACAUAGGUGCCCACAGGAAUCACUGUGAUUGUACUGAUUAUCAGAAAAAAUAAUGUUUUAAUAUUUUAAUAUACACUGUUAUUUUA
Messenger RNA from Aethina tumida (small hive beetle), 2479 nucleotides. Its product is annotated as EF-hand domain-containing protein 1-like. The coding region runs from base 176 to 2446 and encodes 756 amino acids. The transcript has 9 exons. Gene Ontology annotation, cellular component: axoneme; mitotic spindle. Gene Ontology annotation, biological process: mitotic spindle organization; cilium-dependent cell motility; mitotic cytokinesis. The record is from RefSeq and is a predicted model, not a curated record. Gene Ontology annotation, molecular function: alpha-tubulin binding. Lineage: Eukaryota; Metazoa; Arthropoda; Insecta; Coleoptera; Nitidulidae.